Molecule: messenger RNA, 1369 nt
Organism: Hemicordylus capensis (graceful crag lizard)
Lineage: Eukaryota; Metazoa; Chordata; Lepidosauria; Squamata; Cordylidae
Product: phospholipase A2 inhibitor gamma subunit B-like
Exons: 6
Coding region: 159-773 (204 amino acids)
Cellular component (GO): extracellular region
Molecular function (GO): phospholipase inhibitor activity
Source: RefSeq, a predicted model, not a curated record
CUCCACUCCAGGCUGGAUGCAAACUAAGGUGAACGUGGGAUGAAAAUUAUUUUUUAGUUCCUUUCCCUGCCAGCUGCCACAGAUUCUUUAGGCUACAGAAGUCACCUUCUCCUGGGAAGUGUUUGCAGUAGCCCUAGUGCUGUUCACUUCUUAUCACCAUGGACGUUCUCCUGGGACUCUUUCUUUUCUGUGUGCUUCUAAAUACAGGUGCUGCUUUGGAGUGUGAAAUUUGCUCCGCCAUGGGCAGCAGGACCUGUACCGGCAGAAUGAAAACUUGUGCAGCUGUUGAGGAGACCUGUUCCAAUACGUUGAUUGAAGUCUCACAAGAUGAACAAGAAUUUCCAGUUAUAAUAAAGGGCUGUGCAUCUUUCCACAAGCUCAUAACCAAUCAAUAUUAUUUUACAAUUGGUGGAGGGAAAAUCUUCAGGAUGAGUGGCGUCUAUUGUGUGGGAGAAGCUUGCAAAUCAGCCUUACCUGAGUUGGCACCAAUCCAGACCAAACCCAACGGAAAGCAGUGUCCUGCCUGCCACUCCUACACAUCCACGUGCCCUGAUGAGGUCGUCCAAUGCACCGGGUCUCAGCACUACUGCUUUAAAUCAGUCUCACAUUCAGUGAUUGGUUAUCCUGAUGGGCUUGAUGUAAAUAUUCUGAUGAAGGGCUGCACCACGGAUGCUCUCUGUGAUCUACUGAACCUUGGCAAAUACCUUAGCUUACCAGGCAUUGGAAAUCACAUGGCAGGUGAGUGCUGGCCAGCCAAAAACACCUGUCAAUGAUUGACAGCCCUCCUUCCAGCACUUCCUGCACUCUUCCUGAUGGAGUCAAGCAGGUUCUUCAGAAGGGAUUUGUCUGCCUCUUGGAGAAAAAGAAUGAAAAUUGGAAGAAGAAAUGAGGCCUGGUUUUUGUCUGCAUUUAUUGACUUUGAGGUCUGGAAGAAAAAUCCCCACCCAUCCAAUGGUGUGGAGAUCAGAGCUGAAAGAUUGUGCAUGCAUUCCGUAUCGGUCAACAUUUCAAACUGCACUGAGAUCCUAGAAGGGAGGAUUGUAGCAAAUAAAUAAAUGCCAUUGAUUUGGUCAUGGGGUAUUUCUGAAAUUCUCCCCGUCUGGCCAGUCAAUGUUAAAACAAAAAAGUUUGCGGGAGUGAUGUCUUUUACAGGAUAUAAGGGUGGGGUGGGGGGCAACACAGGAAAGUAGGGAGGAAAGAAGCAAGAAAAAAUAGACAGCAGCUUCUGGCUAGAGCAGCUAGGUCUCUGAAAAUAUCUCAGUCUAGUUUUUAUGAUUGGAAUGUGUUACCUGCACCUCGAGUGCUGUAUUGCAUUGCGGUCUUCUAAAAUCAUCAAGGAAUUGGGUGAGAAUAAACAUACUUGAUUUUA